Spodoptera littoralis (African cotton leafworm) is the source of this 342-nucleotide messenger RNA. The record is from the annotation of a GenBank genome assembly. NCBI's taxonomy places the organism in Eukaryota, Metazoa, Arthropoda, Insecta, Lepidoptera, Noctuidae.
AUGGCCAACCUUUUUCUUCGGCCUCUCAGUAUUUUGUUCCAUAUUUUUUUAUUAAAAGGCAAAAUUAAUCGAGAGCCUUUGCAGACAUCAAAACAACCGGGGGCCAUUGUUAGGUAUGAUUACAAGAGGUUCAACAAAGUAAAUGUUAAUUUUUAUUAUACGAACAAAACACCUUAUAAUGCCGACCGUAGAUUGAAGGGUUUUCAAGUCCGCCACCAUAAAAUUCAUGUCUAUAUUGAUAUUAACUUAGGAAAAUGUUCUUAUUUUGUUCUUAGUGCCGACGCCAUGUUUUUUAACAAACUGUCUUGUAAUAAAAUUCGAAAGUUAAUUUGUUUCGGAUAA